AACAAUAGAUUCUGACUGAAGAUCAUCAAAGAAAGAACUUUAUUGUUAUUUCCAUAUCCACCAACCUCACAACCUCACCUACCACCAAAAUCCCAAAGCCACCAGUUCCAAUGUUUGAAAUCUGCAGAUUCUUCGCCUCUUCAAGGCUGAUUCAAUACAAAAUUCUUCAUAUUCCAGCUACAAGAUUUCCAUCUCAAUUACUCUUUCCCUUUCCUCUUCGAUCUCACCAACAUGUCCUCCUCGUCUUCUUCUUUCCCGGCGGUUCUUACUUGCAAAGCCGCGGUCGCUUGGGGACCUGGACAACCAUUGGUGAUUGAAGAGGUGGAAGUCAGUCCUCCUCAACCUAUGGAAAUCAGAGUUAAAGUUGUUUCUACUUCUUUGUGUCGCAGCGAUCUCUCUGCUUGGGAAACUCAGGCUAUUUUUCCUCGCAUAUUUGGCCAUGAAGCAUCAGGUGUUGUUGAGAGUGUUGGCCCUGGAGUGACUGAAUUCAGUGAAGGUGACCAUGUGCUUACACUAUUCACUGGAGAAUGCAAGACAUGUAGACAUUGCACAUCAGGUAAAAGCAACAUGUGCCAAGUUUUGGGACUAGAGAGGAAAGGUGUAAUGCAUAGUGAUCAGAAGACCCGCUUCUCUAUCAAAGGCAAACCAAUUUAUCAUUAUUGUGCGGUUUCAAGUUUCAGUGAAUACACCGUGGUGCACUCAGGGUGUGCUGUCAAAGUCAGCUUGGCUGUACCUCUUGAGAAAAUAUGUCUUUUAAGCUGCGGGGUGGCCGCAGGUUUGGGUGCCGCUUGGAAUGUUGCUGAUAUAUCUGAAGGUUCAACUGUGGUGAUAUAUGGUCUGGGGACUGUAGGCCUAUCUGUUGCACAAGGUGCCAAAGUUAGGGGUGCGUCGAAAAUAAUUGGUGUUGAUAUUAAUCCUGAAAAGAGUGAAAUAGCUAAAACUUUUGGAAUUACUCAUUUUGUUAAUCCGAAGGAAUGCAGUGAAUCUAUUCAACAGGUCAUUAAUCGAAUUACUGAUGGAGGAGCUGAUUAUGCAUUUGAGUGUAUAGGUGACACAGGAAUGAUUACUACUGCUUUGCAGUCAUGUUGUCAAGGUUGGGGUCUGACUGUUACACUAGGUGUCCCAAAAGUGAAUCCAGAAUUAACGGCCCACUAUGGAAUACUUCUUAGUGGAAGAACACUAAGAGGAUCCCUUUUUGGCGGAUGGAAACCAAAAUCUGAUCUCCCCUCAUUAGUAGACAUGUAUACCAAGAAGGAAAUUCAAAUUGACGAGUACAUCACACACAACAUAUCCUUUGAAGAUAUCAACCAAGCUUUCACUCUCAUGAAGGAAGGGAAGUGUUUACGUUGUGUUAUUCACUUACCAGCAUGAUUUUGAAUUAAUUAAAUCCAUCUUGGAUGCUUUUGGUGAGCUCAAAUUCUUGGUUCUCUAUGUGGGAAUAUAAUUGGUGUGAGUUGUGAUAUCUGUACCAUUGGUUAGAUUGAGAUAAUUGAAAGCUUUAUCAUUAUUAUUUUGGCAGUCCAUUUUGCUGUUGGUUGCAUGUUGAUUA
Messenger RNA from Cucumis sativus (cucumber), 1549 nucleotides. RefSeq names its product alcohol dehydrogenase-like 6. The transcript has 10 exons. Gene Ontology annotation, cellular component: cytosol. The record is from RefSeq and is a predicted model, not a curated record. Bases 232 to 1371 code for a protein of 379 amino acids. Gene Ontology annotation, biological process: formaldehyde catabolic process. Gene Ontology annotation, molecular function: S-(hydroxymethyl)glutathione dehydrogenase [NAD(P)+] activity; zinc ion binding. NCBI's taxonomy places the organism in Eukaryota, Viridiplantae, Streptophyta, Magnoliopsida, Cucurbitales, Cucurbitaceae.